Molecule: messenger RNA, 1596 nt
Organism: Lactuca sativa (garden lettuce)
Lineage: Eukaryota; Viridiplantae; Streptophyta; Magnoliopsida; Asterales; Asteraceae
Cellular component (GO): endoplasmic reticulum
Molecular function (GO): ketoreductase activity
Source: RefSeq, a predicted model, not a curated record
AUGCACCUAAAAAAACCAAGAGUUAUCUUUAACAGAGCUAAGGAGUAUAUUAAAGACUAUGAGGCUCAGGUGAUGACCCGGUGGAAGGGUUAUAGACCUGAGGGAGACACCAGGGAAGCUAUAGAGGGCUUAAGGUCCUCAAGACAUGGAAUGUCUAAAUUUGGUGAAGAGUUUAUGGAUGGUGUUCUACAUCAUCUUCCUUCUGUUCUAGCUUUUACAACUCCAAUCCCAAACAUUGAUUGGCAAGGAACAUCGAUGGAGAGACCUAUUCUUUCUACAAUAUCUCUGUUGACAAACUUACAAGAAUUGUACUUGAGACAUUGCUUGCUUAUAGGUUCAAUACCUGAGUACAUAGUACAUAUGUGUGGCAUGAAAAACCUAGACCUAAGCUUCAACAAGUUGACUGGUUUUUUUAAUAACAACUCGAUAUCUCUAGACAUCCCCAUAUGGGCAUUCACUUUCAAUAAUAGAAAGAUUUGGCAUUUCAUGCUCAUUUCUACAGGUCACUCAGAUCCUGCAAAGUUAGAAUUAAAAGUUCAUGAUGCUCAACAGUUAUCUACCGAUGAGCUACAGAAACGUCAAAUGGAAAUCAAGGUUCUUGGUGGUCUAUGUUGUGCUUUGAUGCAUCCAUAUACUUGUGUACAUGACAGUGACACAUGGUUACACUGUGUUAUUACCAUAAUUAGGUACACCUCUAUGUACAGGGUGGCUUGUGCAUGGAUUGUUGGUAAAGCCAGUCAAAACAAUCCUGUAGUUCAGAAACAGGUCCUUGAACUUGGAGCAUUGCCAAAGCUAAUGACAAUGGUGAAAUCUAGUGUGUUAGAGGAAGAAGCCAUAAAAGCGUUGUAUGUUGUUUCAACGAUUAUUAGAAACAACCUAAAUGGCCUGAAAUUGUUCUAUUUCGAAGGCGGCGACCUAAUGCUAAAGGGCAUUUUGAGCAACGCCACUGCUGAUGUUAGAUUACGCAGGAGAUCAGUGUCACUUGUAGCUGAUAUGGCUGAAUAUCAGUUAGAAUAUACUAGCAAAUGGGAUGUUCCUUUUUUCUGCAAUUGUGCACUGGUGAGGCUGCUGAUUGAUUUGACAGCAUCAGGUUCCUUUUCUCUACUAAAAUCAUCCCUUCAAAUCUUGAAUUGGGUGUUCAUUAAUUUCCUCAGACCCGCUAAAAACCUCAAGAAAGACGGGUCAUGGGCAUUGGUUACGGGUCCUACAGAUGGUAUUGGUAAAGCCUUUGCCUUCCAACUGGCCAGUAAAGGACUAAAUUUGGUUCUUGUGGGUCGGAAUCUUGCUAAACUAAACGAUGUUUCAGAUUCAAUCCGAACUAAAUUCAAACAAACCCAAAUCAAAGUUGUUGUGGUUGAUUUUAGUUGUGAUUUAGAUCAUGGGAUUGGGAGGAUUAAGGAAACAGUUGCUGGUAUAGAUGUUAGGGUUUUGAUAAAUAACGUUGGGGUUUGUUAUCCUUAUGCUAGAUUUUUUCAUGAAGUCGAUGAUAAGUUGAUGUUUAAUUUUAUUAAGGUUAAUGUUGAAGGGACGACUAAAGUUACAAAUGUCGUCUUGACUGGAAUGAUCAAGAGAAAGAAAGGAGCUAUUGUUAAGUGA